Messenger RNA from Hydra vulgaris (swiftwater hydra), 1665 nucleotides. Its product is annotated as proton-coupled folate transporter. Gene Ontology annotation, biological process: transmembrane transport. Gene Ontology annotation, molecular function: transmembrane transporter activity. Gene Ontology annotation, cellular component: membrane. The record is from RefSeq and is a predicted model, not a curated record. NCBI's taxonomy places the organism in Eukaryota, Metazoa, Cnidaria, Hydrozoa, Anthoathecata, Hydridae.
AAUAAGGCUUUAAAAUGUAAACAUUGCAAACAUUGUGAUUGUCACUAUGAUCAGUGAUCAUAAUUGUGUAAUUUCAUAGUAAUUUCUUUAAUAACUACUCUUCUUUUACGUGUUAUCUUAAAGUUUUAUAGUUUUUUUAUUAUUACUGUAAAGAAUUCGUGAAACCUACAAAACAACGAAAUAUUUACCGAUUAAAACUAUAAUUUAUAAAUAAAAUGAAGAAAAUAGGUUAUGUAGAACCUAUAUUAUGUGCAUACUUUUUUAACAUCGGUAUGGAUAUGUUCACAAGCAAACAGUUAAUUUUUAAAAAAGUAUGCUUAAAGCGUUUUAACAAUACUUACUGCGAUGUAAUUUCGCAGUCUUCGAACAAUAGUUUUAAACACGAUAUUAAUUCUCUACACAAUGAAACUGCUGAAUGGGAUUUAUACUUAAACAUUGCAAGAACAUUACCUGCAGUUUUUGUAACAGUAUUUUUAGGUACUUGGUCGGAUAAAGUUGGUAGAAAAAUGGUUAUUAUAUUACCGGUUUUGGGAGAUAUGGCCGGAUUUUUAUUUUUUUUAAUAAGUUCCAUAUACUUAGAGUUGUCUUUAAAUUACCUCAUUAUUGCUUGUCUGAUUUCUGGAUUUUUUGGAAAUUUUACUGCUAUGUUGCAAGCAACGUGUGCUUAUGUUGCAGAUGUAAGUUUAGUUACAGAAAGAACAACUAGAAUAGCUUUUCUAGAGUUUAUGAAUCAUUUUGGAAGGAUAAUAAGUCCAGCAAUAGCAGGUGUUUUGAUACAAAAAAAAGGUUUUACAGCUGUUUACGCUACUUUAGUUUUAAUCUCUUUGUUUCAACUUAUUUAUUGGUUUUUUUUGAAAGAAUCUCGCCAAUUUGAUGUUUGUAUUGUUGAUAAUAAAUUCAAGGAGUUGGUUAAAUUUCAAAGGAUUAAAGAUGCUUUAAAUGUUUUUUUCAAAAAACGAGAUAAAAGCCACAGAGUAUUAUUUUAUUUGCUAGUUGGUGCUUUUAUACUUGAUUUGUUUGUAUUGAUGGGUAUCUUAUCUAUACUAGUGUUAUAUUUUUUACAUUAUCCUCUCAAUUUAUCUUCCUCACAAAUUGGAUAUUUUUUUAUGGAAAUGAAUGCAGCUAGAGCUUUGGGAGUUCUUGUUAUGAAUACUAUAUUAAUCAAGUAUUUUCGAUGGCGUGAUUUCUCAUUUAUUAUUCUUUGUGGAAUUUCAUAUGUUGGAUUUUCAUUAUUUAUUGCAUUAUCAUCAAAGAUUUGGCAUACUUUUGCUGCUGGUGCGUUAGCUGUUUUCACUAGCGUUGGUAUGCCUGCAACAAGAUCUGCUUUAUCUAAAAUCACAAAUUCAGAGGAACAAGGUUGCAUGUUUUCUAUGUUCUCUUGUUUGGAAGUGUUAGUGGUUUUGGCUGCAGGAACAAUGUAUAAUACAGUUUAUGAACAUACUGUAGAUGUCCUUCCAAAUCUCAUUUUCUAUAUAAUGGUGGGACUAGCAGCUGUACUCACUGGGAUAGGAAUAACUCUUAUUGGCACUGACGCUUCAGACAAGUACGAUACAUUAAUUCCAGAUUUUUUUGUUGAGAGUCAUAACAGUCAAAAGUGAAAGUUUUUACUUUGUUUUUAUGUAUUGUAAAAAAAUUUUCUAUAUUUAAUUUUUACAAAUUUUUAUA